AUGUCGAAGCACAGCCAUGUGUCAAUCACGCUGGACGAGGUCCAAGGCGGCUCGGACAAGGUUGGGACGGUAGUUGACCAGCAGAACAUGGAUCGACUCGGCAAGACGCAAGAGCUACGGCGCAACUUCAGGUUCAUCUCUGUGUUGGGCUUCACGGCGGUGUUGAUGUGUACUUGGGAGGCCAUCCUCUUUACAGCGAGCUACAUCCUCCCCAACGGCGGCCGCGCCGGAAUGGUCUGGAUGUAUGUCAUCUGCUUGUUCGGCUUUGGUCUAGCGAUUCUGUCAAUGGCGGAGAUGGCAAGCAUGGCACCCACUUCGGGCGGUCAAUACCGGUGCCCGAGUUCAGUCCACGCAGUUGCCAACGGUUCCUCAGCUACAUCAGCGGUGCUUGGAUGGCAGGUCAACAUCGCCAGUGGCUGCUAUCUGGUGACAUUGCAAUUGCAAGGCAUCAUCGCGCUCAACGACUCCGCUUACGUGCCUCAGCCGUGGCAUGGAACGCUUAUGAUCAUCGCCGUCGCGACGCUCGCCAUUGUCUUCAACACCUUCUUCGCCAAGAGACUGCCGCUGAUUGAAGGCCUUGUUCUGAUCAUACACGUUUUUGGGUUCUUCGCGAUCUUGAUACCGCUUUGGGUUCUAUCUCCCAUCCAGCCUGCAAAAGAGGUCUUUACCAGCUUCACGAGCGCAUAUGGUUGGCCGUCGCAAGGACUGGCGUGCCUCGUGGGCAUUGUCGGGCCCAUGUACUCGCUGUUAGGCCCAGAUUCGGCUGUGCAUAUGUCUGAAGAGAUUCGCGAUGCGUCUCGCGUCCUCCCACUCGCCAUGAUGUGGACGCUUAUUAUCAACGGAACCACGGGCUUCAUCAUGGUUGUCACAUUUGCGUUCUGCCUCCCCGACAGACUCGUCACUGGCAAUCCGGCCUAUUUCUUCGCCUACAUCGAUACCUUCUACAACGCUACCGGCAGCAUAGCAGCAGCUAGUGUCAUGACCGCGCUUAUCGCUACACUGUGCCUUUGCAGUACUAUCAGCGCCGUUGCAACUUCAUCGAGGCAAAUGUUCGCUUUUGCCAGAGAUGGAGGGCUCCCUUUCAGCGCUUUUCUGUGCAGAGUCCGUCCGGGGUGGGACAUCCCACUCAACGCCGUGGUCGUCUCGUUCGUCAUCACUUGCCUCCUUUCACUGAUCAACCUGGGCUCGGCCGUUGCGUUCAACGCGAUUGCCUCUCUCACCGUCGGCGCCAUCUUAAGCUCUUACAUCAUCUCCAUCUCCUGCGUAUUGCUUCGCAGGAUCAGAAAGGACCGUCCUCUACCAAGUAAGAGAUGGAGCUUGGGCGCAGCCGCUGUGCCAAUGAAUAUUGGCGCGAUACUCUUCCUGAUCGUGGUCUAUUUCUUCACGUUCUGGCCGCUCGUCAACCAGCCGACGCUCGCCUACAUGAACUGGAGCUCUGCGAUGUACGGAGGUACGGUGAUCUUUGCUGUGGUGUACUUCUUGAUCUGGGGACGGAAGACAUACUCGGGACCUGUUGUUCUGGUGAAACAGGAGUACUAG
Messenger RNA from Saxophila tyrrhenica, 1539 nucleotides. RefSeq lists its product as uncharacterized. Gene Ontology annotation, biological process: transmembrane transport. Lineage: Eukaryota; Fungi; Ascomycota; Dothideomycetes; Mycosphaerellales; Extremaceae. The coding region runs from base 1 to 1539 and encodes 512 amino acids. Gene Ontology annotation, molecular function: transmembrane transporter activity. Gene Ontology annotation, cellular component: membrane. The transcript has 5 exons. The record is from RefSeq and is a predicted model, not a curated record.